AGAGCGUGGUUCUGUCCGGCAGCCUUUGAAACCUGGUUGCGAGUCACAGGCUGGUGUUCGUGCAGCCAUCAACACAGUGAGAGGCUCAGUCACUACACUGACUGACACACACACACACACACACACACUGAGCCGCCGCUGCAGCAGCAGCAGCAGCAGGAGGAGGGAAGUCCUCUUGGAUGGAGACGCAGCAGAAGUCCCAGCCUGACUCUGACUCUGACUCUGACACGGAGCUCCGACCAGGAAUGCAUCAAGCGUCUGCAGGAAGUGUCUGUCAUUGGUCACUGGUCUCUUCAGAUGCAGGACAGUGAGCGGGAACCAUGACGAACCCCAACAGCAGCAUCUUCACCUCCAACCUGAGUGAAGCUCUGAACGAGCCUGACUCUGGGGGAAACAUCUACAGACCCUUCUCCGUCUUCAGCGUCCUCACGCUCACCCUGCUGGCCAUGCUGGUGGCGGCCACCUUUGUCUGGAACCUCCUGGUCUUGGUGACCAUCCUGAGGGUGAGGACGUUCCACAGGGUUCCUCAUAACCUGGUGGCGUCCAUGGCCAUCUCUGAUGUGAUGGUGGCCGCGCUGGUCAUGCCUCUGAGUCUGAUCCACGAGCUGAACGGCCGGCUGUGGAAACUGGGCCGCGUGCUCUGCCAGGUGUGGAUCUCCUUCGACGUGCUCUGCUGCACGGCCAGCAUCUGGAACGUGACCGCCAUCGCUCUGGACCGCUACUGGUCCAUCACCAGGCAUCUGGAGUACACGCUGAAGACACGCAAGAAGAUCUCCAAUGUGAUGAUUGCCCUCACGUGGCUGCUGUCCUCCAUUAUCUCCCUGUCGCCCCUCUUCGGCUGGGGGGAGACCUACUCGGAGGGCAUGAAGUGUCAGGUGAGCCAGGAGCCGUCCUACACCAUCUUCUCCACCUUCGGAGCCUUCUACCUGCCGCUCUGCGUGGUGCUGUUCGUCUACUGGAAGAUCUACAAGGCUGCAAAGUUCCGGAUCGGUUCCCGGAAGAACAACACCAUCACACCCAUGGCUGAGGUCAAAGAGGAGACACAGCAGCCACAGAUGGUGUUUACGGUGCGCCACGCCACCGUGACCUUCCAGACGGACGGGGACACGUGGCGUGAGCAGAAGGAGAAGAAGGCGGCGCUGAUGGUGGGCAUUUUGAUCGGUGUGUUCGUGCUGUGUUGGAUUCCCUUCUUCAUCACGGAGCUCAUCGUGCCGCUGUGCUCCUGCGACAUCCCGCCCGUCUGGAAGAGCAUCUUCCUGUGGCUGGGCUAUUCCAACUCCUUCUUCAACCCCCUGAUAUACACCGCCUUCAACAAGAACUACAACAACGCCCUGAGGAACCUCUUCUCCUGGCAGCGCUGAGCCCUCCAUCAUAGAUCAGAUUAGAUUAGAUCAUAUCAGAUUAGAUC
This is a messenger RNA of Cynoglossus semilaevis (tongue sole), 1408 nucleotides long. RefSeq names its product 5-hydroxytryptamine (serotonin) receptor 5A, genome duplicate b (gene htr5ab). The coding region runs from base 321 to 1361 and encodes 346 amino acids. Lineage: Eukaryota; Metazoa; Chordata; Actinopteri; Pleuronectiformes; Cynoglossidae. Gene Ontology annotation, biological process: adenylate cyclase-activating adrenergic receptor signaling pathway; positive regulation of MAPK cascade. The record is from RefSeq and is a predicted model, not a curated record. The transcript has 3 exons. Gene Ontology annotation, cellular component: plasma membrane. Gene Ontology annotation, molecular function: G protein-coupled serotonin receptor activity.